Molecule: messenger RNA, 1131 nt
Organism: Lathyrus sativus (Indian pea)
Lineage: Eukaryota; Viridiplantae; Streptophyta; Magnoliopsida; Fabales; Fabaceae
Source: the annotation of a GenBank genome assembly
AUGUUCGGCGCAACUCGUAUUUCGCAUCAUUUUCGAGAUUGUGAACUCCAUUUUCACUACUUCGGUCUUGGCUUCAGAUUUCACACUUUCCAUCUUUCUCUCCCUCCACGCCCUACAAAAUCUUGUUUCCUCAGUAACGGCAUCGCCACCACUUCCGGUGGCAACCGGAGCAUAAUCCCGUCGAACAAAUGCUACUCCGGUACUCCAUCUAAGUCUUCCGGAGAAAUUCCACUCCUAUUCGAUUGUUUCAGCCAACAAGAAGAUGAACGUGAAAUUCUCUCUGAUGGAGUAUCUGCAGUUGCAGGUGGAGUUGUAGCGUUGGGAAAGUUUGAUGCUCUGCACAUAGGUCAUCGAGAACUUGCAAUUCAAGCAUCAAGGGCUGGACCUCCGUUUCUUUUAUCAUUUGUUGGCAUGGCAAAGGUCCUUGGUUGGGAACAUAGAGCUCCAAUAGUUGCUAAAUGUGACCGAAAGCGCGUUCUUUCAUCUUGGAUUCCAUAUUGUGGUAACAUGGUCCCAGAAGAGUUUCAGAUAGAGUUUUCAAGCGUGAGGCAUCUCAGUCCACAGCAAUUUGUUGAGAAGUUAUCAAAAGAACUUAAAGUGCGUGGAGUUGUUGCCGGCGAGAACUACCGAUUUGGAUAUAAAGCUGCUGGAGAUGCAUUAGAGUUGGUAAAGCUGUGUGAGGAGUAUGGAAUGGAAGCUUACAUAAUAAAAUCUGUUAUGGACAAGAACCAAUACUCUGCAAAUAUAAAUUCCAGUACUAGCUCCAAAGAGAGGGGACAAGUCUCGUCCACUCGUGUCCGUGAGGCCCUUGCUGUAGGAGACGUGAGGUAUGUCUCAGAGCUUUUAGGUAGACAACAUCGUCUUGUAUUACUGGCCAACGACCGAGAAAAGUUCAGGUUUAGCCAAUAUAAGGUGUCUGCUCCUAAAUCAUGCUUAAUGAAUCUAGCACCGAAGGAAGGUUUAUAUGAGAAGUGUUCACUUUUACUUGGUCAAGAAAAUGUUAUGCUAUGUAGGAUAAUUAUUGACAGCAAGUUUGUGCAUAUAGAAACAGAUUGCGGAGGUCAGAGUGAUAUUUUUGGUACUCACAAUUUGCAGUACUUGCAUAUUGAAUUUGGUGAUUCAAGCACUUGA